Molecule: messenger RNA, 8510 nt
Organism: Stegostoma tigrinum
Lineage: Eukaryota; Metazoa; Chordata; Chondrichthyes; Orectolobiformes; Stegostomatidae
Gene: egfra
Product: epidermal growth factor receptor a (erythroblastic leukemia viral (v-erb-b) oncogene homolog, avian)
Exons: 28
Coding region: 97-3750 (1217 amino acids)
Biological process (GO): multicellular organism development; negative regulation of apoptotic process; cell differentiation
Cellular component (GO): signaling receptor complex; basal plasma membrane
Molecular function (GO): epidermal growth factor binding; epidermal growth factor receptor activity; ATP binding
Source: RefSeq, a predicted model, not a curated record
GACAGAGGGGCUGGGCUAGCUAAACUCAGCGCUAACUGCUGCCUACCCUGUUGUGUGCUCAACACGGGAGAUCGCCCAGAGGGAAGCCGCUGAACCAUGUUCUGUUCCCUGCUGCCGGGCUGCGUCCACCUCCUAAUCCUUUUAAGUUUGGGCAGCGAGUCCCUGUCCAGGGAAGUUUGUUCAGGUUUUGAAAACAAACUAAAUUUGCUGGCAAAUGAGGAUAACCAUUACAACAGUCUUCGCAGAACCUACAGUGGUUGUGAAGUUGUGAUGGGCAAUCUAGAGAUAACCUUUGUGCAACCACACCAUGAUGUGUCGUUCCUUAAGAGUAUUCAGGAAGUUUCAGGUUACGUCCUCAUAGGCCUCAACAAAAUUUCAAGUAUCCCACUGGAGAAUCUUAGGAUCAUACGGGGUCACCGGCUUUAUGAAGACAAAUAUGCCCUUGUUAUUUUGUCAAACAAUGAUCAGGAAAGGAAAUUUGGACUUACUGAGUUACUAUUGAGAAAUCUUACAGAAAUUUUAUUUGGCAGUGUGAAUAUCAUUUCUAACCCACACCUUUGUUACAUGCAAUCCAUUCAAUGGGAUGACAUUUUGGACAAAAGCAUGUUGCCUGAAAUGGCAAUAAACUUCACUGCAAAAAAUUGUUCAAAAUGUCACCCAGAUUGUCAAGAUGGAGCCUGCUGGGGUCCAGGUUUAGAGAACUGUCAGAAAUUCACAAAGAAAAUCUGUGCUCAGCAGUGUUCAGGUCGAUGUAGAGGUCAAAGCCCUAGCGACUGCUGCCACACUCAGUGUGCUGCUGGAUGCACUGGACCUAGAGAAUACGAUUGCCUGGCAUGUCAGAGGUUCAGAGAUGGAGAUACCUGUAAAGAAUCGUGUCCCCGUUUGGAAGUCUACGAUACACGCACGUAUCAACUGAAACCUAAUCCAGAUGGGAAAUACAGUUUUGGAGCAACCUGUGUGAAGAAGUGUCCCCAUAACUAUGUGGUAACAGACCUCGGCUCUUGUGUUCGAACCUGCAGCCCUCGUACAUAUGAGGUAGAUGAAGGAGACCAGAGAAAAUGUAAAAAAUGUGAUGGACCUUGCCCAAAAGAGUGCAGUGGAUUAGGAACAUCAGCAUUGAAGGAUACAAUCUCGAUCAAUUCUUCAAAUAUUGACUCAUUUAAAAACUGUACCAAAAUUAAUGGAAAUGUCAUCUUUUUAUCAGUGGCUUUCAAAGGUGAUUCCUUCACAAAUACAACUCCCAUGCCUCCAGAAAAACUGGAAGUCUUCAGAACGGUGAAAGAAAUAACAGGGUAUUUGUUUAUUCAAAAUUGGCCAGACAAGUUUAAGAAUCUUCAGGUUUUUGAAAAUCUUGAAAUUAUACGAGGUCGAACACAACAUCGUAGCAGCAUAUCAUUUGCUUUGGUGAACCUGAACAUCACUUCUCUGGGAUUGCGUUCACUCAGGGAGAUUAGUGAUGGUCAAGUAAGCAUCAUCAAUAACUCAAAACUCUGCUACGUUGAUACCAUACAAUGGAAGAAGCUUUUCAAAUCAAGCAGGCAAUCCUUGAAAAUAUCACUAAAUAGACCUAAGGGACAAUGCAUUGCUGAAAAUAAAGUCUGCCAUCCGCUGUGUUCAGACAAUGGCUGCUGGGGGCCUGGACCUUCUCAGUGUUUCUCCUGUCGGCAUUAUCAACGUGGAAGAGAGUGUGUUGAGAAGUGCAACAUUUAUGAAGGGGAGAUAAGAGAGUAUCAGAAUGAAAGCAAGUGCAUCCAGUGUGACGCAGAAUGUAAACCUCAGAAUGGGUCCGUAACCUGCGCUAGUUCUGGCAAUGAGAACUGUGUAGAAUGUGCCAAUGUUAAAGAUGGCCCACGCUGUGUAAGCAGUUGUCCCUCUGGAAUUACAGGAGAAAAUAAUACCUUGGUUUGGAAAUACACUGAUGAAAAUAAACAUUGUCAGCUGUGUCACCCAAAUUGUACCCAAGAAUGCAAGGGACCAAGACUUGAGGAUUGUGAACCUGUUGGGUCUCGUAUUCCAUCCAUUGCUGCUGGAAUUGUCAGUGGCCUUCUUGGGUUGGUCAUGGUGGCCUUAUUGAUUGCGAUAUGCAUGAGGAGAAGACAUGUCAGAAAGAAGCGUACCUUGCGACGUUUGUUGCAGGAGCGAGAGCUGGUUGAGCCCCUAACCCCGAGUGGAGCUGCUCCAAACCAGGCCCUCCUAAGGAUUCUUAAAGAGACAGAAUUCAAGAAAAUUAAAGUGCUUGGCUCUGGAGCAUUCGGCACUGUGUAUAAGGGCUUGUGGAAUCCAGAGGGAGAAAAUGUCAAAAUCCCUGUUGCCAUUAAAGUGUUGAGAGAAGCAACUUCCCCAAAAGCUAAUAAAGAAAUCCUUGAUGAAGCAUAUGUAAUGGCAAGUGUCGACCAUCCCCACGUCUGCCGACUCCUGGGUAUCUGUCUCACUUCGACAGUACAACUCGUCACACAGUUGAUGCCUUUUGGCUGUCUGUUGGACUAUAUUCGAGAAAACAAAGAACAUAUUGGUUCCCAGUAUCUUCUCAACUGGUGUGUGCAGAUAGCAAAGGGAAUGAGCUAUUUGGAAGAGCGAAGGUUGGUACAUCGGGACUUAGCAGCAAGGAAUGUUCUGGUAAAGACACCACAUCACAUUAAAAUUACAGACUUUGGACUCGCCAGGCUCCUGGAUGUGGAUGAAAAGGAAUACCAUGAAGAUGGUGGAAAAUUACCCAUCAAAUGGAUGGCACUGGAAUCAAUCCUCCAAAGGACAUUUACCCAUCAGAGUGACAUCUGGAGUUAUGGUGUGACCGUUUGGGAGCUAAUGACAUUUGGGUCUAAGCCUUACGAUGGAAUUCCUGCCUGUGAAAUCCCAUCUAUCUUGGAGAAAGGAGAACGGUUGCCACAGCCUCCAAUCUGUACAAUUGAUGUAUACAUGAUCAUGGUUAAAUGUUGGAUGAUUGAUGCAGAAAGUCGGCCUAGAUUCCGUGAGCUGACCUCUGAAUUCUCCCGAAUGGCCCGAGAUCCAUCACGCUACCUUGUAAUUCAGGGUGAUGAUCACAUGCAUCUACCAAGCCCAACAAACUCACGAUUUUAUCGUACGAUAAUGGAAGAAGAAGAAAUGGAAGAUAUUGUGGAUGCUGAUGACUAUCUUGUUCCUCACCCAGGAUUCUUCAAUAGUCCUUCCACAUCAAGGACACCGUUAUGUCCAUCAGUGAGUAUGACAAGCAACAACUCAUCAACGUUAAUUCCCAGAAAUGGCCAUGAAGGAAUGCCCAAGAGAGAAGACAGUGAAAUUUUACGCUAUAGCUCUGAUCCAACAAUGCCCCCUGAUCAUGUUGACAUAAAUGGAUGUUUCCAACCAGCCCCAGAAUACGUCAACCAAAUUAGGGAUAAGCCACUUCCUAACACCUUGAGAAGCCCAGCUUCUGAUAUGGAAAACCCAGGCUACCAAGAGCUUUUUAUUCCUGUCAACCACAAUGGCAGGCUUCACGAUUCCAGUGAACCAGUGAGCCCAUUCACUGACUCAGUGAAAAACCCAGAGUAUGUGAAUACCUUCCAACCGAGUAACAAAGUAGUUGUUGAGCAUCCAAAUCACUGCGACCAGAAUAUAACCCGCAAUGUAAGUCUGGACAAUCCUGAAUACCAGCAGAAUCGUUUUCCAAAACAUACAAAGGUGAAUGGUCACAUUUUUAAUAUUGCAGCUGAGAAUCCAGAGUAUCUUGGUGUUGUGGUGCCACCUACAGGUCAAAAGAAUUCUACAGUAUGACAUUCUACAAAUAUGACAAUUUUUCCACAACAACUGAUGACGCAACUGUGUGGUGACUUUGAGGUGCAUCAAUGCUUGGGUACGGUUACAAAUAUUUCUAACGAUGAGACUGGGACAUCAAAACAAUGUGAAUAUUUUCUUCUAACUAAAACAAGACAUUAAGAUAUUACUGGUGAUGGAAAUUUACUUUGACAAUUUAAGUUAGGUUUAAGCGACCUAGAAAUGAAAUAGAAUAUAGUUUUGUGGAGUAGCAUUCCAGGUUUGUUUUUAUCACUAAAUUGCAUCUUUGAUAUAUGUGUGGAUAAUGUAUAAAGUUUUAAAUAGAAUCACUUUUUUUCUCAGAAUUCAGAAACCCUUGUCAGGGUUUUGAUUCACAAUAUCCCCUCCAUAUAGCUGAAUGUAAUCUUCUCAUCACAAUGCCUGCAUAUUUAUGUUAUGCAAAUAAUUUAGAUUUUAAAGCUUUUAAAACCUUUUAUCUUAGUAUUUCCAAGAAAAUAUUAAAUUUAGUGUCCAAGCAAUAUGUGUGGUUAUGUGAUGUGGAUGUUAAUAUCCAGAUAAACAGGCACUAGAAUCGCAUGGUGCUGGCUAUCUUUGUGAGAAAUAAUGAAGAUGGUCAAAAUGUGAAAUAAACAAAGUGUCAUCAAUGUGUUUCCUUGUAUGGUACACAAGCUAAUUUUUCCUACUGAUUUGCUUAGACUCGAUCUUCAAACUGACUUUAAUCUUCAUGAUGUUUCAAUUUGCUUGCUGUAUUACCUUUCCUGACUCAAUUUGCUUUAUUGAAAACUAUUUGAGUUUUGCCUAUAACUGUGAUGAAGCACUACAUUUACUUAAACUUCAACUGUUUCGUCCCUCAAUGCCUCCAUCUUCCCAAACAUAAAAGGAAAAGAAACCUACCCCUUUAGUCUGCGUUACUUCAAGUCAAUAUUAUGACCUUCAAGUUUAUUUUUUGUUGUCCAAUUCCUGAUUGCAAGGUCAUGACUUGGGGGCAGGGUUCUGAAACAUAACAGGAUUAUUAAUUAUCAUCAUUCACAGAAUCGUUACACCACUGAAGUAGGCCAUUCGCCCCAUCAAUACCUGCACCAGUUCUAGAUUAAAUCAAAUUUAUUAAUGAAGAAACAGUAAAAUACUUCAGGUACUCGCAGUUUGAAAUAAAAACAUUAGAUAGUGGAAACACAAUGCAUUUCACAGAGUAUCUGUGUCUAGUGUUUGCUGUCUUCACAAAUCUUCUGAUCCUUCAUCAAAACCUUUAGCCCCUUUCUUUCUUGAUCUGCACAGAUGCUGCUUAACCUAUUGAGUAUUUCCAUUUUUUUUAAAGAUAGGUACCGCUUUUUAUCUAUGAUUAAUGCAUAAAGUAGUUUUAGAAUCAAAAGUGGAGAACUAAAAUAUUGUAUGAAUCUACCUAUUUUUAAAACUUAUUAAUUAUUUUACUAUUAAUUCAAUGUGAUACAUUCCUUCUCAAAUUCACAUCUGAAUAUCUUCAUUGAUCACUAUGACAAACACCUGAAAGUAUUGGACAAGAUUCAAUGCCCAAUUUAUUGCCAUAGGCUAGUAUUGAUGCCACAAUUAAGACCUGUAUCACUGAUGAGAUAUCCAAAUUUAAUGGGUACCAUUUUCUUAAAGCCUGUGAAUUUUAAAUGUAAUGGAACCUUUUCAUCAACAACUUAUGUUGCAAUGCCUCCUUUGCCUGGAAGUUCAAAGUAACAGAGUGGUGCGGGGCAAAAUUGAACAUUUCUCUUCCUGGGUCAGAACGCUCCAAAUGCUGAUUGCAAAAAUCAAAUAUGUCUUUUUUUUAUCUGUUCACCAUUAACUUUUUCUCAGAAUCAUUUGUGCACCUAUCUUCGACAGUCUGCAGCUGUUGCAGAACAUUCCUGGGAGUCAUUUGAAAAUUAUUGUAAAUGUUUUGAGCAACAGAAAAUCUCAAAUAAUUGGGAGGACUUGUUAAAUGAUUCCAGGUGACUAGCAGGCACAUACACAAUGGGCCAAAUGGCUUCCGCCUAUGAUGUAACUUUCCAUGAUUCUAUAAGCAGUGAGACAAAUGAUCCUCCCUAUCUUGAAUAAUGUUAGGAUAUUCAAAUAAAUGUGCUAAUAUUAAUAAUAAAAAUGGUCAAUAUUUAAAUUUAAAUUUAAAUAAAUCAGAAUGUAGGUCUCUGUGGACUUUUCUUGGAAAUGGGAAGGAGGGUUUGGUAUCCAAGUAUCUUUCUAGGAUCGACUUGCUCAAUUAUUUCCCCUUCUGACCACCACACUAAUUGAGUCCUAACACAGUGUGGAGCUGGAGGAUCACAGCAGGACAGGCAGCGUCAGAGGAGCAGGAAAGUUUCAGAAAUUCUUCAGACCUUCCUCUAGCUCCACACUGUUAUCUCUGACUCCAGCAUCGGCAGUUCUUACUUUCACUGAUUAAGCCCUGGUCUAUUGGGGAUUCUCUUGACUGACCAACAUUUAAGUCCAAUAAGUGGUCAAUUAAUUGUUGAUAAUGGCCUUAACUCACAACCAAUUCUGAUUUAUGCACUGACCUCACAGAAUGCACGGUUUCUUUGCCCCAAUUUCUCGAUCCGGGGAAAGGCCUGUCACUGGUUAUUAAGACCAUAUGUCAGAACAAAGAAUGCCAUUCAGUCCCUCUCAUUCAAUAACAUCAUGACUUCCUCCAUGCCAGCUCCUCAUAGUCCUCAAUUCCUCAAUAUUUCACAAAUCUAUCUACCCACCCUUUAGAUGCUAUCAGGGACCUAGCCUCCACAACACUCUGGGGUAGAGAAUUCCAGACAUGCACUAUACCCUGAGAGAAGAAAUUUCUUUGUUUUUAAGCUUAAAUCCAUAUCUCUUUAUUCUGUAAUUGUGUCCCCAGUUCGACAUUGCUCCAUUAGUGGAAGUAUCUUCUCAACAUCUUUCCUGUCAAGGCAGCUCAGAAUUUUGUAUGUUACAAUAAGAUCUCUCCUCAAUCUUCAAAAUUGAAUAAAGAUCAAAUGUAUUUAUCCAUUUUUGGUUAGUCAACCCCUUCAUCCCAAGAAAUCAGCCGAGAGAAUCUCUUUUGAACUGCCUCCAUUAUCAAUCUAUCCUUUCUUAACUAUAGGAGCCCAAACACAGUACACAGUACUCCUGGUGUGACCCAAAGAAUAUCCUAUACAGUUAGAACAAGACUUCCCUAUUUUUAAACUCCAACACCCUCAAUAUAAAAGCCAAAAUUCCAUUUGCUUCUUAAUUACUUGUUGCAAAUGUAUAUUAAUGGUUUGUUUCGAUGUAUGAGAAUAUCCACAUCUCUCUGUGUUGCAUUUUCUUGGAGUCUCUUUACAUUUAAGUAAUAGUCUGUCUUUUGAUUCUUCCGACCAAAGUGCAAGACCUCAGAGUCCUAUAUUAAUCUUCAUCUGCCAAAUUUUUGCUCACUCACAACCUAUUUGUCUCUCCUUGCAGUAUCUUUAUGUCCUUAUGUCCUUAUGUUGUUUCAUCAACAAAUUUGGAUAUAUUACAUCAUUAAGUCACAAGUAUGCGUAGGAAAUAACUGAGACCCUCGGACUUGUGGUACACAACUAGUUAUGUCUUUUUGACAUGGAAAAGCCUGAUUAAUUCUGACUCUUCAAUAUGUUAAGCAAACCUCAGUCUGUGCAAAUAUAUUAUAUCCAAUAACAUGAAGUCUUGUGCAAUAAGCUUUUAUGUGGUACCUGAUUGAAUGCUUUCUGGAAAUCCAAGCACACUACACCUACUGGUUCUGCUGAUUGUAUUUUCAAAGAAUGCCAGAAAAUUUUUCAAAUGUAAUUUUGUUUUCAGAAAACCAUGUCGAUUCUGAUCUUGUGAAGAUUUACUAAAUGCCCUAUUUCUUCCUUAAUGAGUGUCUGGUACUUAAUAUAGGGAGGCCUUCCGCAAAGAAGGCUAAGUGGGACAUUUUGCCAGAUCUGAAACCAAUGGGUGAGACCCCUAGCAACUGGAUUAAAUAUCUGAUCUGCCCCUGACUGGUGGUACUUCAUUGAACAAUGUAAAUGUAUUACUGAAAGCUGAAUGUCUUUUUGUGGCCUUUCUAUUUUCUGGCUAUAUCUUUAAUUAUUCCAAACAAUUUAAAAUGUGGUCAUUAAUGUAAUGUUUGCAUGUGAUAAUAAAUUUGAUUAAGGUAAGGUAACAAUUGUGAAGCGUGGAAGACGGCUGAGUUAUAUGGAUGAAGGACAAUGGAAGGCAGGGUAAUUUAAAAACAUGUUUUAACAAUAUGAAUGGUUUCCCAUUUUAAAUAAUGUGCAUUUUUUGCAGGCAAAUGUUGCUGAGAUUUAGUAAUUUAAAAAAAAUUCUUGAUUUGAUGCACUAUUUGUAUAAAGGUGAAAUCCAGACUUUUUAUAUUGUGUAUUGAUAAUAAGAAUUUGUGUAUGCAUAUAUGUAUAUUGAGUCUUGAAAAAAGGAAUGUAUACUACAGUGUAAACAUUUUCAAUCAUUUGUCAAAUAUUUUGAUUGUUCUGUCUUGCAGAAGCAAACAUUUAAGAUUUUAUGCACAUUAAGUUUUCUGGAAACAUUUGCAAGUUUUAUUUGAUUUAGCAGAAAUCAUUUGAUACGUCACAGUUACAUAACACAAUUGGUUAUUCCGGUCUUUUUGUAGUAAACAUGUUCAUUGAUCACUGCCAAUUCAUUAUUACCUGUAUUUACCAUUUUACAACAGCUUGGCCUAAAACCAAUUACAUGCUGUAUUUGCAAGACCAUUACUAUUUUUACAUGUAUAUUUUACUGAAUUUGUUUUCGUUUUCAGAGAAGUAUGAAACCACUAGCAUGAUAUGUUACUGAAAUAAAAGGUU